GUUCAACACUCGCUUCCUUCGUUGGGCGCUUUUCGCCCCCCCUACAACUUUUUAGAGCCGAAUUAAAGCCCAGCCCAGGUGCCCUACGGCAGCGAUAAGAUCCCGAGCCUCGGAGAAGAGCGCGGUAUUUUUAGAGGCGAAUGUUCCCCAGCUACAAAGUGAAGGUCACUGGACUCAAUCCAAAGACGAAGUACAUCCUGCUGAUGGAUAUCGUACCGGCGGAUGACCACAGAUACAAAUUCGCGGAUAACAAAUGGUCGGUGACAGGCAAGGCAGAGCCGGCCAUGCCCGGCAGGCUGUACGUGCACCCCGACUCCCCCGCCACCGGAGCGCACUGGAUGAGGCAGCUGGUUUCCUUCCAGAAGCUCAAACUCACCAACAACCACCUGGACCCCUUCGGACAUAUCAUCCUGAACUCCAUGCACAAGUACCAGCCCCGGCUUCACAUCGUGAAAGCGGACGAGAACAACGGCUUCGGCUCCAAGAACACCGCCUUCUGCACCCACGUCUUCCCGGAGACCGCCUUCAUCGCCGUCACCUCCUACCAAAACCACAAGAUCACCCAGCUGAAGAUAGAGAACAACCCCUUCGCCAAAGGCUUCCGUGGCAGCGAUGACAUGGAGCUCCACAGGAUGUCCAGGAUGCAGAGUAAAGAGUACCCAGUUGUUCCCCGGAGCACAGUGAGACAAAAAGUGUCCUCGAACCACAGCCCCUUCAGUGGUGAGACCAGGGUCCUUUCUGCCUCCUCCAACCUGGGCUCCCAGUACCAGUGUGAGAACGGGGUGUCCAGCACCUCCCAGGACCUGCUGCCUCCUGCCAACCCCUACCCCAUCUCCCAGGAGCACGGCCAGAUCUACCACUGCACCAAGAGAAAAGAUGAGGAAUGUUCCACCACCGAGCAUCCCUACAAGAAGCCCUACAUGGAAACCUCUCCAGCAGACGAGGACCCUUUCUACAGGUCCAGUUACCCUCAGCAGCAGGGACUGAACACGUCGUACAGGACUGAGUCGGCGCAGCGCCAGGCCUGCAUGUACGCCAGCUCUGCGCCGCCCACGGAGCCCGUGCCCAGCCUGGAGGACAUCAGCUGUAACACGUGGCCCAGCGUGCCCUCGUACAGCAGUUGCACAGUGUCUGCCAUGCAGCCCAUGGACAGGUUACCCUACCAGCAUUUCUCUGCCCACUUCACCUCGGGGCCGCUCAUGCCCCGCCUGGGCAGCGUGGCCAACCACACGUCGCCCCAAAUCGCAGACACCCACAGCAUGUUCCAGCACCAAAGCUCUCACCAGCCCAUCGUGAGGCAGUGUGGACCUCAAACGGGCAUCCAGUCCCCUCCCAGCAGCCUCCAGCCGGCGGAAUUCCUGUAUUCCCACGGCGUGCCUCGAACCCUGUCGCCCCACCAGUACCACUCGGUGCACGGCGUGGGGAUGGUGCCAGAGUGGAGUGAGAACAGCUAACCAGGGGGGCAGGGAGUGCCAGAGCCACGGAGAAAUCCCAGCAAAAGGGAGAAGGAAAAGGAAAAGAAUCCCCCUGUUGAUAACAAAGCGUUUUGCAAGACUCCUUGAAGUGAAUGUUCACCGCUAGCACUCGAGAGGGACGGACGCUGACUGAAACCACGGCCUCGCUGUGACUUGCCCUGACCCCCCUUUUGUUUUCUUUUGUUUCAAAAGAAAAGCCAACAGCCCAGCACACUUCUGUCCCUCCACGGUCCCACCCAGUUUGUGUUGCUGCCACCACCCUCGUCCCCCCCCCGCCCUUCUGCUCUUUUUGUUCUCCAAGGGACACCAAA
Molecule: messenger RNA, 1786 nt
Organism: Zonotrichia leucophrys gambelii
Lineage: Eukaryota; Metazoa; Chordata; Aves; Passeriformes; Passerellidae
Gene: TBX5
Product: T-box transcription factor 5
Exons: 7
Coding region: 141-1454 (437 amino acids)
Biological process (GO): regulation of transcription by RNA polymerase II; cardiac left ventricle formation; pattern specification process
Cellular component (GO): nucleus
Molecular function (GO): DNA-binding transcription factor activity, RNA polymerase II-specific; RNA polymerase II cis-regulatory region sequence-specific DNA binding
Source: RefSeq, a predicted model, not a curated record